GCAGGCUGUGGUUUCUGUGUGUUUCUGGAGUCCUGAGCCUGAGCUAAACAAAAGCAGGAGCUGGCGGGGCUGCCGGAGUUUGCGGAGCCGGAGGAGGAGCGAGCCGGCGCGGUGCCCGCCGCGGCGGGGGGCUGUGGCUCUGCUCGCCCACCCCUCUGCGAUCGCCGGCCGGUGGGGGCUGGGGCCGCGGGCGGGGGAAAGUUUGCCUCGCAAGCCCCCUGCCUGGCUCUGCCUCCUCCCGAUCGCUGCCUGUUUGCAAAGGGAUUAAGCCGGCGAUCUGAGCGCGCAGCCCUUGCCUGCCCGGAGGAGCCGGACUGCACGCCCUGAGCCAGCUCCGAUUUCUUGCGUCCAGUGGGAAGGUGGUUUAUUUUCCUUGCUCUUUGGAGUCGACACCCUUCCCCGGCCGCCCUCCCCCUUCGCCCCGCAACCCCUCCACGCCCCCGCCCCCUCCCCCUCCCCCUCCCCCCACCACCCUGCCCGGAGAGGCAGAGGGAUUUUUUCUUCUGGGCUUCUUUGCCUGCCCUGUUUAUCCUGAAAAGGAUUCGGAGACAGCCGGCCGGAUCGGAGCCGGUGCUUCCCGGGACCGCGCGCAGGAGCCGGGGCCGGCCGGGCUGCGCUGCUCGGAGAUGGACGAGCAGCCCAGGCUGAUGCACGCCCACGCGGGGGUCGGCAUGGCCGGGCACCCCGGCCUGUCCCAGCACUUGCAGGACGGGGCCGCGGGCACCGAGGGGGAGGGCGGCAGGAAGCAGGACAUCGGGGACAUCCUCCAGCAGAUCAUGACCAUCACCGACCAGAGUUUGGACGAGGCGCAGGCCAGAAAACAUGCGUUAAACUGCCACCGAAUGAAGCCUGCCCUGUUUAACGUGCUGUGUGAGAUCAAGGAAAAAACAGUUCUGAGCAUCCGGGGCGCCCAGGAAGAGGAGCCCACAGACCCCCAGCUGAUGCGACUGGACAACAUGCUGCUGGCGGAGGGGGUGGCAGGUCCCGAGAAGGGGGGCGGCUCGGCGGCGGCAGCAGCGGCCGCGGCGGCCUCUGGAGGGGCCGGUUCUGACAACUCGGUGGAGCACUCGGACUACAGAGCCAAGCUGUCACAGAUCAGACAGAUCUACCACACGGAGCUGGAGAAGUAUGAGCAGGCCUGCAAUGAGUUCACCACCCACGUGAUGAACCUGCUGCGUGAGCAGAGCCGGACCAGGCCCAUCUCCCCGAAGGAGAUCGAGCGGAUGGUGAGCAUCAUCCACCGCAAGUUCAGCUCCAUCCAGAUGCAGCUCAAGCAGAGCACGUGCGAGGCCGUCAUGAUCCUGCGCUCCCGGUUCCUGGACGCGCGGCGGAAGAGACGGAAUUUCAACAAGCAGGCGACGGAAAUCCUGAAUGAAUAUUUCUAUUCCCAUCUCAGCAACCCUUACCCCAGUGAGGAAGCCAAAGAGGAGCUGGCCAAGAAGUGCGGCAUCACCGUGUCCCAGGUAUCAAACUGGUUUGGAAAUAAGCGAAUCCGGUACAAGAAGAACAUAGGUUCUUCCAGCUCUUUUAACAUGUCAAACUCUGGAGAUUUGUUCAUGAGCGUGCAGUCACUCAAUGGGGAUUCUUACCAAGGGGCCCAGGUUGGAGCCAACGUGCAGUCACAGGUGGAUACCCUUCGCCAUGUUAUCAGCCAGACAGGAGGAUACAGUGACGGACUGGCGGCCAGUCAGAUGUACAGUCCCCAGGGCAUCAGUGCUAAUGGAGGUUGGCAGGAUGCGACUACCCCCUCAUCAGUGACGUCCCCUACAGAAGGCCCUGGCAGCGUUCACUCCGACACCUCCAACUGACCUCCCCGCACGCGCAUCCCGGCUGACCCUGCGCCCGGCGGGCGGGGCCGGAGGGAGGGUCUCCCACGCCGAAGCGGUCAGACCGGAGGCGCAGCCAUCAGCAGCCACCAUGAGCUCCUCCCUCUCCUCCCGGGAGGCCCUCCGGCCAAUCUGGACACUUCUUUAUACUCUGUCCCUUUUUCUGGGUAGAAGCCAGCCUUCCCUGCCAGCAGCAUCAGCCUGGUGCCCCCACCGCCCCUGCCCCUGCCCUCCACUCCCUGGGCCCCUGCCCACUACAUGUCACUGAAGGAUAUUUUCAACAAUUAGAGGAAUUUAAAGAGGGAAAAAAUGCAAAGAAAACAAUAAAAGCGUUUGUAUGUUUUCACGCUGGUGGUAUGAGGAGCCACGUUACCUCAUCAAGCCCCGUGCCAGGCAGCCCUGUCUCCCGUCACUCACUACCUCUCACAAGAACCGCCCCGCUGCCCUGCUCCUCGGCCUCCCCCGCCCGCUGCCUCCCAGCCGGCUUCCCUGGGUCCUGCCAUAGCCGGGCUCCCGAGGCGCUAUGUCCUGGGUUCAGCUCCACCAGGUAGAUGCCAGGCAGGAAGUCAGCAACAGGAGAGGGCGCGGCCUCGGAGGCAGCGUCCAGGCUUCUCGUCCUCGGACAGCUCCUGGUUUCAGAGGCGGACUUGGGGGACCAGAGGCUGCGCAGCCAGGUGUGGGUCAGCGUGGUGCCAGGUGCAUUACAGAGGGGGGGAGGUUCUCUCCUGAACCCUCCCCUCACAUGCACGUGCACACAUACCUGUAGGCACAUGCACAGGCUCUCACAUGCACUGCCCCACGAUCAGCCACAUGCCUCAUACAGAUGCCUACAUUAGUAACAGUGCCAUCCACCUGUGAGCCCAUGAGAGGGACUCUGUGAAGGACACAGACAAGCAGCCCGCGGGGUCCAGGACCAGCAGCCCCAGCACACACGCGCACGCACACACAUGCACACACGCACGCGCACGCACGCACACGCACAUGCACGCACACGCACACACGCACACACACACACACACGCCAGAACCACCCCACAGGGCAGGCCAGCUCCCAGGGUCCCUCCCUGCUGGCUCUGCCCGAGCCUCAGGCGCGGGCACGCGUGCGGUGGAGUGCUCUGUUCUGUUUUUGUCUGGGCGCUAGGGACCUGCCCAGUUCUGCGCGCCGCGUCUGGGUCUGGAGGACGCGGUGGGUGAGAGCUCGGCGCAGUACCUGUUCGCUGGCUUGUCUGAGGACCUGCAAGUGGCGAAGGCGGGAGGUCCCGGUCUCAGCGAACUCCCCAGGUGACAGUCAUGCUGUGGGCCUGUCCAGGGAGACGCGCAGGGAAACUGUUCUCUGAUGUCGCCUGUUGAGUGGGCGGUGCUCAGCUCUCUCAGGGCCUCGUCCCGGAUCUGUGACAUGCGGUUCUGGCCGGGCUUGCGAGACAGGACGCGGGGCCCUUCUCCCUGAGCUGCAGGGUGAGGGCGGGAGCAGCGUCUCCGAGAGAAACUGGCUGAGGUCAGGCGGCAGCGGCUUUCCUGGUCUAACGUCUGGUCACAUCGGCUCUGUCACCGCGAUGGCAAAGGCAGGUCAUGGCUGUUGCUUGUUUGGUUGCUUUGGUCUGUUUGGCUCCUUAGAAGAGAGAUAACCUCCCACAUGGAAACGUCGGCCCUGGUUCUCAGUUUGUGCUUGAAUCUAAUGUUGGCCUUGCCAGUGCCCAGGCCCUGCUGCUGCAGGGCUUCCGGGGCGUGGCCCUGAGGGCGGCUCCGCGUGGUGCACUAACGGGCAGAAACUGCUCCCACGUGUUGGAGGGCGUGCGUGUUGGAAGGGAGAACGGGGAGACGUUGGGAUCAUGCUGAUGAGGAGCGUGAGGAAGCCACAUCGGGCCGCUGUGCACCCUGAGCCGUCACCGGGUCGGGCUCCACGCAGGGUGCCGAGGGCACCGCGUCUCCAUCCAGCCGAGGAGACCCGUCUCGGGCAGGGACGCGCGGACGCAGGCACAGGGAUACCUCGUGGACGCCUGACCUUGGGUGCAGGGUUCUCCUGCAGCCGCAGGAAGCCCGGUUUGGGCUGAAGGGUUUCCCUUUCGGGUCAGUGGGAAGAUGGGAGCAGAGCGUGGUGCCCGCCCUGCGGCAGCUGCACCCGCUGUCACCACCACACGCAGCCCUCUUUGCACCUUUCCCUUUCUCCCUCCACGGCCACGCUCACAUCCACGUGGCGCCAGGAGGUCUCUCAAGUUAAGCAAACCCUGAGAGCACAGUCAGCCAGCGGGCGGGGUGGACAGAGAGCCUGUGGCGGGCAGCGCCCUGGAGCUCCUGCCCCUCGGGCCCCCCGACCCGCGUGCCCAGGACUCCGCUUCCCAGGGACAGAGGAGCGCGCAGUGUCCUGGCCGCGGUGUCCCCUGGGGUCUGCCCACCUGUAACUGCUCAUCGCGCCCUUCCCCGUCCCUCGCUCCUGGGUGGGGCGGCCCCCGCACACGCCUCUGCCCGGUGGCACCUUCGCGACAUGGUUUUGUUUGGCUGCUGGUUGCCUUUUCUCUCACUUGCCCUCCCCCCUUCCCUUCUGAGUUUUAUUUUUCUGCCCAGAAAAAACCUGACUUCGAUACCAAAAAAAGAUAAAACUACAGAAACUCAAAUUUAAAGAAAACUUUUUAAAAAAAUACUCAACAAUCCUCUCAGCUUUAUUAACAUUUUCCAUUGUUUCUUGCGACUCGUGUCUUGUUCUUUGUAGUACUGAUGACGAACAUUUGAUAAUGAAUGUUCUUGUAUAUUCAGAUAAAGGGAAAAAAAAACCAAAAAAGCGGUCUGGAUUUAAUAGUGUUUAUAAUAAAAAUUUUAAAAAUGACCCUCACAGCACGAAAAGCAGGACGGGGUCGCCUCCGUGCCCACGCCCUCAUCUCCACGUCUGUUUUCACACGGAACGACCCGCAUUGGCCAUGCUCCCCAUUUCUCUUUUAUUUUCUUGCAUUUGUGAAUUAGUUCAAGAAUGCUAGACAAGUGUCGAGUUGUGCACACCCAUUUCCUGUUCCACGAUGUUUAAAAGUGACCGUAAUUCAUUUUGUAAACUAAAAAAAGAAAAAAAGAAAAAAAAAAGUUGGGAUAGUGAGCAUCAUAGAGGUACAACCUAACACGUUAUUAUGUUUCUUAACUUUGAGACCCAGAAAUGAAUUCUUUUUUCCCCCCUUUAUUCCUGCUCUUGAAAAUAUAACAAAAAGAAUGAUGUUUUGUUCUGUGUUACUUUUGGUUUGUUUAUAGGGGUGCUUUUUUUUAAUUGUCAGGAGUAUGAUCUUGCUGUUUUUUUCCUUACACAUGUACCAAGGCGAUGUGAAAAGAGGGCAGCCGGACAGAGGCUGUUUCUGGCUGCUUCGGUUUCGUCCCAGAACUGAGCUGACGUCACAGAGAUCAGGCCCAUGUGGACGUCGCGCCGCUCACCUGCGCCUGGAGUGAGUGCGCCCCUGCAGGCGAGGCUGGGUAGCCAGGGUGCCUCCCUGGCCCAGGGGACUUUUCUUGCAGAGAGUCCCCGGGCGGCUGGGCUGGCACCGGGAUGGGCUGGGGGUCCUGGCUUUGGACAGGGUCCCGGAUGUUAUUCUCACGCAGCCUUUCGGCCGCCGUGCAGCACAGGGUGAGACUGGCUGGACUCGGAUGCUUUUUUAGUUCCAGGAGAAAAGAAGGCGGUAUUAUCAGGAAGGGACUCACUUUUAAACUCUGUCAUUUAACAAAUGACCGCGAGUUCCGAAAGCAGCCAGCACCCGGGUGAGGAAAGUGGAGAAUCAGAGCCAGCCGGGCAGCGGCACUUUCUGGCGGUUUCUACCCGAACCGCCGUCCGCUGGUUCUGUCACAGCCGAACGGCCGCGCGCUUUUCACAUCGCCUUGAUGGUUCACUCCCUUGUGCAAAGCUUUCUGGAAUCUUAUUUUUUGUAACCUUUUUUUUUUUUGCCUUUUGUUAAAAUAAAUGAAACAUUCAAUGUUUCCCCUUUUCUCGCUUCCUCCUUCCCUUUCCUUCGGCACUUCCAGUUACUUUGAAGUGUUUCCCCCGGCUGUUGGUUUUAUCUCUGCUUCCUACCCUGCUCUUAUAUCAGAGUGUAACCCUGCGAAGCUCUGCCCUGUUUGGUUUGAAAGUUGAGCUUUUCUGCUUCUGUGAGCACUGGCUUCGUUCCUUUGAUCCGACGGAAGCUCUGUGUUCUCGAUGAUGAUACUAACACGGUGUAGAUUUUACAGUCUCCUAAUUUGUACUGGUAAUGCAUAUUCCAAAUAAAUAGUUUCUUUUGUUGCAAAAAAA
This is a messenger RNA of Myotis daubentonii (Daubenton's bat), 6080 nucleotides long. It is a transcript of the gene PBX1, whose product is annotated as PBX homeobox 1. Gene Ontology annotation, cellular component: nucleus. Gene Ontology annotation, molecular function: DNA binding; DNA-binding transcription factor activity, RNA polymerase II-specific. The record is from RefSeq and is a predicted model, not a curated record. Lineage: Eukaryota; Metazoa; Chordata; Mammalia; Chiroptera; Vespertilionidae. Gene Ontology annotation, biological process: regulation of DNA-templated transcription.